CUGGUGGCGGUGUCAGACACGACCGGACCGGACCAGACGGCCGCCCGCCGCACCUCCGCGCCGCUCCUUACAACACCACCUUUCUACUUAUUCAACUUACAAUAUUAAUGUCAUGAUCAAAGUAAUUAAAAAAUCUGCUUAUCGUGUUUUUCUUUGAUUUUAAUGAGUGUUAAUUAUUAAUAUACGUUUACGUUUCAAAACGAUUUGAGUGGCCUUCAGAAAUGGCGGGAAGACGACACGAAUACGUGAUUUUAUUGCUUCUUGUUUGCUUAUCGAAUACAAUAGACGGUGUCAAAUUGAAGCAAGUUCUCAUUCUGAGCAGACACAACAUCAGAACCCCGCUCACAGCGAGGCUCGAGAACACGACUCCUUACAAAUGGCCCCAGUGGAAAAAUGAAGUCGGCCAUUUGACAGAAAAAGGUGCCCUACUAGAGAGUUACAUGGCGGAAUAUUUUGCCGAAUGGCUGAAAGAGACGGGUCUGCUCCAACCUGGAUGUCCGGCAGAUGAUGAGGUGUUUGUUUACGCGAACACGAAGCAACGCACGCGAGAGUCGGCGCGCGCCUUCGUUCGCGGCGCGUUCGGAAAUUGCAGCAUCAGCGCGUACAGCAUCCCCUCCGAAGACAUGGACCCCGUGUUCAAUCCCAUCCUGCGCGACACUUCCGAGACCACCAAACAGAAAAUUACCUCCGAAAUGACACAAAAAUUAAAAGAAUUGAGGCUCGACGCCGCUUACAAGCAGUUAAACGAUAUAAUCGAUUUGAAAAGUUCUGAUAUUUGUAGGAGCGAUUACUUCUGUGAUUUCCUUCAAGGUAAAAAUGAGAUCGUGUAUGUCAUCGGAAGGGAACCUAAUAUUGUGGGGCCGUUAGCGACGAGCAACAACGUAAUGGAUUCAUUUAUUAUGAGUUAUUACGAAGGCAUGGCCGAGGAGGAUGUGGCGUGGGGCAAGAUCGUGAAACCCGAGCAGUGGGCGCUGUUGUCCAAGAUAAUAAGAGAAAAUCAAAACGUUCGCUUCAACAGCACCGCGCUCGCCAAAGAUGUGGCGAAGCCUUUAUUACAGUAUAUUAAAUCAGUGUUUGAACAUGACCCACCAAGAAAAGUGACGGUGCUGUUUGGACACGACUCUAACUUGAACUCGGUGAUGUCGGCGCUAGGCUUCAAGUACUACGAGCUGCCUCAUCAGUAUGAAGCCACGCCGCCUGGAGGGAAAAUUGUUUUCCAGAAGUGGCGCGACGGGGACACGAAUCGAGAUUUACUGAAACUAGAUUAUGUUUAUCAAUCGACAGAUCAUAUUCGGAAUGCAUCUCGCUUGUCGCUGGGCAGUCCGCCGCUGUGGGCGCGCCUGGAGCUGACAGACUGUAGCGCGGAUAGCGACGGAUUUUGUCCUUGGAAUCAGUUUCAAAAAGUUUUGGAUUCUUCCAUAUAACAUUUACCUAAAAUUUGAAUUUUAUUUACCUACUUCAAUUCAUAAAUAUGCGCUGAAAAGAAAAUUCCACUAAGCAAAUUGUGAUGUCUUUUAUACUGUAAGCUAAUCUUAAAAUAAGUUGAUCCAUCUUCCUCUACAUUUUUAGAUGAUUUUAAAGAUAUUAAGGUCCUCUACGGCGAAUGCCGAAUUCUUGUAAGGCAGUUUUAGCGGUCACGUGGCGUCUCGCACUGCGGACGAAGGGGCUCAACUCUGCGACUCAAGGAGUGCUUACAACAUCGAACUUGAUAUUGAAACGUUCUUUUUGUUUACGAUAACGUUUCGUUUCACACCAACUUAAUUGAUGAAAAAAUAUUGUGACAGAUCUACUAAGGUACGCGUCCAUUGUCCCGUGCUGAAACACCGCAUCAAGGCAAAGCAAAUAUUAAUCCGUGUGUCCGGUGCUUCCGACGUGGGCUAAUGGACCUUUAUCAUAGGUUUUAUAUUAUUUUGACACAUCGCAAAUCAUAGAACUGUUUGUAUUUAUAAGACAAGCCGUGCCUAUGAAAAUAAUUAUUUUUUUGAAUAAAUAGUUCAUUUAUUGAAUAUUUAAUG
This is a messenger RNA of Papilio xuthus (Asian swallowtail), 2015 nucleotides long. The record is from RefSeq and is a predicted model, not a curated record. Lineage: Eukaryota; Metazoa; Arthropoda; Insecta; Lepidoptera; Papilionidae.